CGUGUGUCCAGGGAAAGAAGGCGAAUCGUACGGAUCCAGUACCCGAUGCUGUUAGCAUUGGGGCUGCUCCUGGUGCUGCCGAACGCCAGAGCUGUUCGCCAACAAUCGAACCUUCUUCUACCAUUCACGAACACCUCGUACGGGUUCGCCAGGGGCGCGUCUAAUCGCGGUAUUUCAGUCACCAGGAUCCUACAGGACGGCGAACUCGAACAGGUCAUCCGCCUACCUGGAAUCUGCGCCAAGGAGACCAUUGUCAAUUGGGGAGAUACAGACGUAGCACUGAGGCAAGUCUGGCUACAGGAGACGGCCAGAAAGUUGCAACUGAUAUACGAGGGUGACACGCUGACCGACUGUGUGGACGAAGAGCUCACCGAUGAUGACGAGGGAUCCUGUACUUCGAGUGCACACUCUGUCGACGAUUACGACGAUGACGGAGCGUCUGUCGAGUUGUUCGACGUGGACGUGCAGAAGGACGCGUUGAGAAUUCCAGAAAGCCUCUCCUGGCUCUCAUCCACGUCUGAGCUGCGUCAUCGGUGCGCCCAUGUGAGGAACAGGGCGAGAAAUCAGCUGGUUGCUCAACAUCGACGAAGGAAAUAUUCGAAGCUCCUGAACAGAACAAGCAGCAGCCACCGGCAGAGACGAGGCAAAAGCCGGUCGCGAAGGGACCUGCUGAUGAUCCCUGGGACACAAUGGUGUGGCCGCGGUCACCGUGCCACGAAAUACACGAAUCUGGGCGGUUUUGGCACAGCGGACGCCUGCUGUCGCCGACACGACACCGCGUGUCCCUUUUUCAUCCCUGCCUUCGAGACGCGCUACGGCCUUUUCAACUGGGGCAUCUCGAGCAUGAUGCAUUGUACCUGCGACGAACGAUUUCGUACAUGCUUGAAGAUGGCUGGUACAGCACCAGCGAAUUUUAUCGGCAAGAUCUUCUUCGAUGUUCUGAGAACGAAGUGUUUCAUACUGAAGCCGCAGAAGGUUUGCACAAAAUGGUCCUGGAUGGGCAAGUGCCAACAUCACGAGUAUAGAAAACAGGCUCACGUUCGCGACAAUGUUCCUUAUUAUUAA
Habropoda laboriosa is the source of this 1065-nucleotide messenger RNA. RefSeq lists its product as uncharacterized. Gene Ontology annotation, molecular function: A2-type glycerophospholipase activity. The transcript is spliced from 4 exons. The record is from RefSeq and is a predicted model, not a curated record. NCBI's taxonomy places the organism in Eukaryota, Metazoa, Arthropoda, Insecta, Hymenoptera, Apidae. The annotation marks the transcript as partial. Gene Ontology annotation, biological process: arachidonate secretion; phospholipid metabolic process.